Rubroshorea leprosula is the source of this 1155-nucleotide messenger RNA. Lineage: Eukaryota; Viridiplantae; Streptophyta; Magnoliopsida; Malvales; Dipterocarpaceae. The record is from the annotation of a GenBank genome assembly.
ACCUCUAUGAACCCUAAAACUUAAAGCUUAGCAUCUCUAUCAACCUUCCUCUUUCCUUUCCCUGCUCAUCCUUCUUCUUUCUUCUUCUUAUUCUUUCUCUCUCUCUCUCUUCUCCCUUCUUCUUCCUCUCCAAAUCUGGGUUUUUCUCAUACAAAUUGGACUUUGUAAAUCUCUCACUUCUCAAGUAAAGUGGGCUCACCUUUACUCUUACCAAUCACUUCUUUGCCUCAAGUUCACUCCACUUCUCAAAAGGAAUCUAAGAUGUAGUUCCUCUUUUAGAGAAGAAAAUAUCUAUGCAAAAUUGGAGAAUGCUGACUUGCAUAGCUCGUUCUAAAGGAAGCCGAUGAUGACUCCCUCGAUCCGCCGGAGGAAUUGAGUUCUUCCACUACACUGAGACCAAAAAAUCAAGCCAUCAAAUCUCUCUCUUCUCCCUUCUUCUUCCACUCCCUCGGUAAUUUUCAUUCCCUCGGUAGAUCUGCAAAUUGCUUCAAAUCUACGCCAAACUCUGGCCAUCCAUGGCUCCCCUUCGACUACUUCCUCUGUUUCUUUCCCUUUUUGUUUCUCUCUUCCUUGCCGAGAUCCAAUUCUCAAAGAUCCACUUCGACAACCUCCCCAUAAUCCCUUUUGAUAAGUUUGGAUUCACCCACACCGGACAUCUUGAGCUCAACGUCUCCAACAUCGACCUCUCGAAUCAAAAACCUCGAUUUUUCCAAGGUCGGGUUCUUUUUCUGCACCAACGAUGCGUGGUUGCACAUGCUCCAAAAACUCGAAGACAAGGAUAUCUCAUACGCUCUCUGAUCCGAUCUCGUCAAGCCAAUGUUUACCUUCAACCCACUCAACGUGAGGUCAAAGUAUCAAUGACCAUCCAAUCGGUGAUGUUCAAUCUUGAUGGAUUUGAGAAAAACCCAGAUUUGGAGAGGAAGAAGAAGGGAUAAGAGAGAGAGAGAAAGAAUAAGAAGAAGAAAGAAGAAGAUGAGUAGGGAAAGGAAGGAGGAAGGAAGGAGGAAGGUUGUUAGAGAUGCUAAGCUUCAAGUUUUAGGGUUUGCAGAGGUAAAGGAAAAGGUAAGGGAAAAGGAAAGGUAAAGGAGAGAGAGUGAAAGAGGAAGAAGACAUUUUUUAACUGAUGUGGAUGGAAAAAAAAAUGUCAUUAUUUCU